AAGAAGAAGAAGAAGAAGAAGAAGAAGAAGAAGAAGAAGAAAAAGAAAAGGGUAGUAGCAGCAGAGUGGAUAUGUCCGACCCGGCGGCACAGGCCCUGCAACCCCGGCUUCUCCAAGCCCAGUCCGCUGGGUCGGCUGGGUCCAAUGUCGCCGGCUCCGGUUCGGGGAGCAGCGACCCGGCCAGACCGGGACUAAGCCAACAGCAGCGAGCCAGCCAGAAGAAAGCGCAAGUUCGAGCCUUUCCGCGGGCGAAAAAGCUGGAGAAACUCGGCGUUUUCUCCGCUUGCAAGGCCAGUGAUGCAUGCAAGUGCAAUGGCUGGAAGAACCCCAACCCACCCACGGCCCCACGGAUUGACCUGCAGCAGCAAGCCGCCAGCCUGAGCGAGCAGUGCCGCAGCUGUGGACAUUCCCUAGCCAAUCACGUGUCCCACCUGGAGAACGUGUCUGAGGAUGAGAUCAACAGGCUGCUGGGAAUGGUGGUGGACGUGGAGAACCUGUUUAUGUCCGUGCACAAGGAGGAGGACACCGACACCAAGCAGGUCUACUUCUACCUGUUCAAGCUGCUGAGAAAAUGUAUCCUGCAGAUGAGCCAGCCAGUAGUAGAGGGGUCCCUGGGCAGUCCACCUUUUGAAAAGCCAAACAUUGAGCAGGGGGUUUUGAAUUUUGUCCAGUACAAGUUCAGCCACUUGGCCCCCAAGGAAAGGCAGACCAUGUUCGAGCUGUCCAAGAUGUUCCUCCUGUGCCUCAACUACUGGAAGCUGGAGACUCCGACGCAGUACCGCCAGCGCACGCAGAAGGACGACGGCACGGCGUACAAGGUGGACUACACCCGCUGGCUGUGCUACUGCCACGUGCCUCAGAGCAACGACAGCCUGCCGCGAUACGAGACCACGCAGGUGUUCGGUCGCAGCCUGCUCAAGUCCAUCUUCACAGUGACGCGGCGCCAGCUGCUGGAGAAGUUCAGGGUGGAGAAGGACAAGCUGCUGCCAGAGAAGCGCACGCUCAUUCUCACACACUUCCCCAAGUUUUUGUCCAUGCUGGAGGAGGAAAUCUAUGGGGAAAAUUCUCCCAUCUGGGAAGCGGACUUCACCGUGCCCGCUGCUGAUGGCGCACAGCUGGGACAUCAGACAGUGAUCAGUCCGGCUGCUGUGUCGGGCUCCUCGGCUCUUUCCAAGGGUUUAAGCGGCGGAUCGUCAUUGGGCGGGCUUGAGGGUCUCGCAGGAUCAGAGCCCAACACAGUAGAGAAGCGUAAACUCCCUGAGGCACUGACGUUGGAGGACGCCAAACGUAUCCGUGUGAUGGGCGACAUUCCCAUGGAGCUGGUCAACGAGGUCAUGAUGACCAUCACCGACCCAGCCGCCAUGCUGGGCCCCGAGACCAAUCUUCUGACGCCAAACGCCGCCCGCGACGAGACAGCGCGUCUGGAGGAGCGGCGCGGCAUCAUCGAGUUCCACGUCAUAGGGAACUCUCUCUCCCAAAAGUCCAACAAGAAGAUCCUGAUGUGGCUGGUGGGACUGCAGAACGUCUUCUCGCAUCAGUUACCUCGCAUGCCCAAGGAAUACAUCACGCGCCUCGUCUUUGACCCUAAGCACAAGACCUUAGCCCUGAUCAAAGAUGGCCGCGUCAUCGGGGGCAUCUGUUUUAGAAUGUUUCCCACUCAGGGCUUCACAGAGAUUGUCUUCUGCGCUGUCACAUCCAACGAGCAAGUGAAGGGCUACGGCACACACUUGAUGAACCACCUGAAAGAGUACCACAUCAAACACAACAUCCUCUAUUUCCUCACCUACGCCGACGAGUACGCCAUUGGCUACUUCAAGAAGCAGGGCUUCUCCAAAGACAUCAAGGUGCCCAAGAGUCGCUACCUGGGCUACAUUAAAGACUACGAGGGAGCCACGUUGAUGGAGUGUGAGCUCAACCCCCGCAUACCGUACACGGAGCUGUCCCACAUCAUCAAAAGGCAGAAAGAGAUCAUCAAGAAGCUGAUUGAGAGGAAGCAGAGUCAGAUCAGGAAAGUGUACCCAGGCCUGACCUGCUUCAAGGAGGGUGUGCGGCAAAUUCCUGUAGAGAGUAUUCCCGGCAUACGAGAGACUGGAUGGAAACCCAGCGCCAAGGAAAAAGUGAAAGAGGUGAAGGACCCUGACAUGCUGUACAACAUGCUGAAGAACCUGCUGGCCCAGAUUAAGACUCACCCGGAUGCUUGGCCAUUCAUGGAACCCGUGAAGAAAUCCGAAGCUCCGGAUUACUACGAGGUCAUCCGCUUCCCCAUCGACUUGAAGACCAUGACGGAGCGGCUGAAGAACCGCUACUACGUGACCAAGAAGCUCUUCAUCGCCGACCUGCAGCGAAUCAUCACCAACUGUCGCGAGUACAACCCCCCCGACAGCGAGUACUGCAAGUGUGCCAACACCCUGGAGAAGUUCUUCUACUUCAAGUUGAAAGACGGAGGCUUGAUAGAGAAAUGAACAAGACAUAGCGGGUGAAAAGUCUGCGUACCAAAGUCACACAUGCGUUUUAUUUAUAACAUUCCGCUUUACGUGGUGCUUCGGAUUCUCAUGUAAAGUCACCAAAAACUGGACCUCGGGGAUUUAAAAGCCACGUUGCCUUCAGUUACUGACACACUUGAAGCGAUCGAGAGAACGACAGCACAACAAGGCUGUGCUCGGUGGAUUAAUCGGGUCUGAUUGCCUAAAUGUUACAAUCGUGCAUCACUGUCACAACACAACGCUUCUUGUCAAACGUUCAGAUUUGUAGUUUUCAUCUCCACAUUGGUUACGACAAAUGUUUUUCCCGACGUCCGCCUGGAGACAAAUCGUUGUGCGUCUGGCUUCAAAAGUUUUGCCGAAACAGUGCUUGAAAUAUGUUUGCUACGCGAGAAUACCCCCGAUUUGCGGCCUUUAAAUACCUGCAUAAAAAUAGUAAAUCAUGUUUUAUUAUAUUCCA
This is a messenger RNA of Nerophis lumbriciformis (worm pipefish), 2940 nucleotides long. It is a transcript of the gene kat2a, whose product is annotated as K(lysine) acetyltransferase 2A. The record is from RefSeq and is a predicted model, not a curated record. NCBI's taxonomy places the organism in Eukaryota, Metazoa, Chordata, Actinopteri, Syngnathiformes, Syngnathidae. Gene Ontology annotation, biological process: chromatin remodeling; positive regulation of transcription by RNA polymerase II. Gene Ontology annotation, molecular function: protein binding; histone H3 acetyltransferase activity. Gene Ontology annotation, cellular component: ATAC complex; nucleus.